Messenger RNA from Nerophis lumbriciformis (worm pipefish), 3492 nucleotides. The record is from RefSeq and is a predicted model, not a curated record. Lineage: Eukaryota; Metazoa; Chordata; Actinopteri; Syngnathiformes; Syngnathidae.
AGCGCACACACUCGCAGGACGACAGCUCAAAGCGACAAACCAUCGGGUAAAAGUAACUCAAGACUCAACUUUCUUUGUGUGCAGUCUUUCAAAUGCUGUUGUACUUUUUAUUGAAAGCGGGCGCAGGUGGUUUUGGGUGAUAUAAAGUGAUGAAAGCGACGUAGAAAAGUCGGCAACCAUUUCACCGCUUGGCUGGGGUCAGUAACCUGUAUGCGGAUUACUGGAACAGAAGAUAGUAUUUAGCGUGCUGCGGAGACACACACGUCGUCCCUUCACUCCUUCCUCUGCUUUUUCACCAAAGUGGACUAAAAGAAAAUACUUGUUUGGGUGUGAAGACGACGACGAGGUUCCAUCAAGAAAAGUCAGCAGGAUUUGGAGCAAAAUAACAAAGAUAGGACAAGGACAUCAUCUUCAGUUGUCGUCUGCCAUUUAUUGUGCACUGAUGUAUGCUGAAAAGAUUGGAAAAGAGAGCAAGAUGGGGAGUAAGGGGAUCUCUCUCACCUGUGUAUUAACCCCUUGCCGGGUGAUGGGUGUGUGUGUGAUGCUGAUGACCUUGGCAGCCAUCGGAGCAGCAAUCUGGGCCGUAGUUUCAUAUUGCACUUUGGAGGAAGACACAGGAUUCUACGAUGUCCAAGUUAAUUCUGCUGACCAACAUCUCAGAGUGUUUGAUUCCGCCCAGAAGAGGUGGCGUCAAGUGUGCUCCUCCUCAGCCAAUGAGAUGCUGGCUAGCAUCAGCUGUGAGGAAGUGGGCUUUGUCAGUGUGGUGAAUUAUUCAAUCACGUCUGUGCCGGAUGCCGGUGGUGAAGGUGACGAGUUUUUCUGUGUCAGGACCAACGAGUUGAGCUAUGGCAAGAAAAUCAAAGACUCUUUGUUCCCAUGUGACUGUGAGAGCAAGGAGGUUCUCACAUUGUUGUGCCAAGACUGUGGCAGGCGUAGUUUUGCAGCGGACCGAAUAGUUGGUGGCGUGAAUGCGAGGCAAGGCAGUUGGCCGUGGCAGGUCAGCUUGCAGUACAAUGGAGAUCAUCAGUGUGGAGGUUCCAUCAUCUCAGACCGCUGGAUUGUCUCUGCAGCUCACUGCUUCCCCGCACGUCUUAGCGUCAUCAGUCGAUGGCGUGUGCUGCUGGGCUCCAUCUACAACAAACCUGGCGAUGCCAUUGUGGCGGAAGUGAAAACUAUUGUUUACCACAGCAGCUACUUGCCCUUUGUGGACCCUAACAUUGACGACAACAGCAGAGACAUUGCUGUACUGGCCCUCACCCAGCCACUCACCUUCAAUGAGUACAUCCAACCUGUUUGCCUGCCAGCAUACGGUCAAAGACUGAUUGAUGGACAGAUGGGCACGGUAACAGGCUGGGGAAACGUUGAAUACUUUGGUAAUCCAGCAAACGUUCUACAAGAGGUGAACAUCCCCAUCAUCAGUGACGCUGUAUGUAAUGCCCCGGAUUACUAUGACAACCAGAUCACCACCAGCAUGUUCUGUGCUGGCUAUGUAAAGGGAAACAUUGACUCCUGCCAGGGUGACAGUGGAGGCCCCUUUGUGGCAGAGGACUGCUUGUCAAAGACCAGCCGUUACCGUUUGCUGGGGGUUGUGAGCUGGGGAACAGGAUGUGCCAUGGCCAAGAAACCUGGCGUUUACAGCAGGGUGUCCCGAUUUCUUCCUUGGAUAUCUACAGCCAUGAGGAACUAUAACAAUUCACCAGGAGUUCAUAAAAUGGCCCGGACAUGACUUUUCUGAAGUUUUCUAUGCUUGCUAUUCCUGCUCAAGAGUGUUUGCCAACCCUGUAAGUGUGAAUGAGAAGCAUAUGAUUGUUUGUCAAGUUCACACCAUAUCAUGGUUUUUACAUUUCUUCUUUAUCCAGCAUUACGGAUGUGUACCUUACAAAAGCCAGCAACAGUAUUCUGAGAAAUACUCAGAAAUAAUGGUCAUAUUAAUUAUUUAAAGGUAGUAACGUCAAGACUAGUAUUCAGAAUUGUGUGUCUAUCGACAAAUAAUGUGGCUUAUUGAAGAGAGUGAGUGUUGUUAAAUGGUAUACCAUUUACCAUUACUCUGGUUACUUGUGACAUCAGCAUGUACAAUUCAUAGUAUUAAACCAGUUAAAGAAAUGCAAAGCUCAUAUAUGCAAUGCAAAUGUAAUUGAGUUUGCAAAAGAGCUUUGGAACACUGUCAGUAAACACUUGUAAAAGCCAUACAUUCACACCACCAAUGUUCUUGUACUAAUAGAAAAGGGUCAUGCGUUCUGUUGUUUUGACUCAGAUCGUAUUUGGAAGUCAUGGAUGUAUGAUCUGUUGUAAAGACCCAACACUGAAGAGUCAUCUGCCACUGGACAGGUGAUACAAUAGCUGUUAACUUGCCCCUGUGCCAAUUUUGUUGUGUUAAAGGUGUCAAAUUAAGACAAAUAAUAUUUGUCUGAAAACAAUUGUAGAAGUUCUUUAGAAAAAACGUGUCCUUACAAUUUUUUUAGCGCUGUAGAUUCAUAUGGAUAAGCUCAACUUGUCACAAAUGUAUCGAAUGUACUGCGUUUAACAAACAACCUAGGGCCUGAUCUACUAAAGAUGUACCGGGCAUUUAAAACGCGUGCAAACCUAAUCUACUAAACUCGUGGGCUGAGGAUUGCAUCUCUUAAAUGACCAAAAUAGCAUGACUGUUUUCAUGUAUAUGCAGAUUGUAUGCAGGGCCACCUUUAACCUAAGGGUGAGCCAGUCAACUUCAAGUAAAGUGGUAGCGAUCUGAGGUACUGCCUGUGCUUUUAGCUCAGUAGUACGCUGACCUUUCACACGGGCGACCUGGGUUUGCGCCCCGCUCGGAGCAGUGACAUAGGGAGAGCGAGAGCGAGAUGAUAAUGCAAAACUAUAUAUCAGACAAGCGAAGCAAAGCAAAUGACUUCGCCCCGUCCAGAGGAGGCAAACAGAAGUGAAGAGAAUUAUAUUUAUAUAGGGCUUUUCUCUAGUGACUCAAAGCGAUUUACAUAGUGAAACAGGAAGUGGAACAAAAAAUUAAGAGCCCUGGACAGGAACAAAUACAAAAUACAGUAGGCUGACAAUAAUUGUCAUGUCAGAUCAUGACACCAUUGCAGGUAUUGCCGGCUUCUCCCAGAGCGCACCUACGGUUCCGUUCAAAGGUGCGCCUGUAAAAGCCCAGAAAACGUGACACGCUAUUUAGCACUUAUUUGGGAUCUAGUAGAUCAGGCCUAUAGUGUGUUAAUUUUCAAACAAAGAUUUUCUUCGUGUCAUAUAGUCCACAUUUUAAACAACUAUGGCUAUGGUUUAUCUCCCAUCUUGACUUUAUACUGCAACACAUUUGACACACAAUCUGUGGAUUGAGGAUGACCUGGUCAAGGUGAUGCGCUGUGUUUUGUUGUUUUGUAAAUACUAGUUGAUGCCUUGUGUAUGUAGCAUGUUUCCAUCCAUUGUUUUUUGGAUGAUCUUCAGAUCUGUAUGCCCACAGUGCAAUAAAUCAUGUUCUUAGAAACGAUAAUGCUUUCUACUUGAAUA